GUUUUAUUUUAUGAAAAUACUCGGUUGUACAGUUCAUUUAUGUAUAUAAUUCGUUAAAUCGAUUUGUAAGAUGUAAUUAGAUACAAUAGUUAGAAAAGAAAACUGAUAAGAAAACAUCAAGCAUUCAUUAAAAGAAAAUAUAUCCAUUAUAAAUAAUUUAUUCCUGUAAAAACAUAUUAAAAAGUGUAAAGUAUCUUGAUAAGAAAAAAGAAAACAAAACAAAAAAGCAACAACAAAUCGAAGUACGGACACAUUCGAAAAUUCUACGAACAUUCACACACUUAAAACAUAACGCUAGGUUAUGCCAAAUAACAGAUGUUAUUCUAAGCACUUAAUAGAUUUCUUGGCAUUUCUGUUCCAAGUGAGAUUAUGAGUGGAAGAGACCAUCUGACCUAGUGUUAUUUGUUUCGUAUUAAGGUAAUAACGUUAUCUAAAUCCAGGAAAAUAAAACAGAACACGACGAACAUUUAAAUCGAAAAUCGAGGUAGAACUCCUCUCCACAGGAAAUGAAAGUAUGGAGAACAUCUCCAAUAUGGACGAAGAACAUGGCGACGGCUUCCCUGGUGGAGAAGCCCAAGGAGGAACCGGCGAUGGUGAUACCCAGGACGGAGGAAGAAAUGGAGCGGUCCGUCAGGAAGGCGAAUGUCACCCUCCUUGGUUGCAACAACCUACACGGCAGGAUCACCGCCGCCAGUCUUAAGAUCAAUGGCAAGGACAUCAGGCAGCUAAAGUUGUGGGAUAACAGCAACAGCAUCAGGGGCGUUGCCAUGGAGCUCUCACAUAUCCCCACGAGGACCAAGACAAGCUCUUUUGUAGGCAAGGGCCAACUCCAGAUGGCUCUAAGGAACGCUGACAUAGUUAUGGUGAUGGGCGGUAAUGUCGGAUUUCCACACGAAUCGACUACGGAUCUCUUCGCCAGGAACAGCACCCACAUGCGGGAGAUGGCCAAUGCCAUAUUGGCGCACGCCCCGAAGGCGAUGAUAGGAAUCUGUGUCAACCCAAUCAUGCCAUGUCUGGCCAUGUUCGCAGGUAUCCAGAUGGCGCAGGGAGUGUUCUGCCCUAACAGAGUGUUUGGUGUGAUGGCCCUGGACGAGAUGCGGGCCUCUACCUUGGCGGCGGUGAAGCUGGGUCUUCCUCCGGGAACUGUCAAAGUGCAGCUGACCGGAGGAGCCACUGCGGACACCGUAGUACCGGUGAUGUCUGCCGCACAGCCCGGAGGAGAAGCCUUGAAGCCAGACAUGAUCGAGCUGAUGAACAUGCUGCGGUCCAUGACAGACCACGUGAAGGAGGCCUCUCACCAGGGACCUCACCUCAGCGGGGGUCAUGCCACUGCCAAGUUCAUCCUGUCCUUAGUCAAAGGUCUGAGCAGAGAUGAGCAGGUGAAGCUGUCUGCAGCAGUGAGGACUUCAGCACUUGUCGGUGUACCCUACCUCACCCUCCCGGUGACCGUAAGCCGUUCGGGGAUCAUCGGAACAGCUGGGAUACCUCGCCUUAGCAAGUUGGAGCUAAAGGCUUUCAUGCGUGCGCUCCCUACCAUCCUGGAACACAUCGCACUGGGAGAAGCUUGCGCGGCCCAUAGAGAAUUCGGUCAGGACGACCUCUUGGAUCUCUACCAAUAGAAGAAAUGGAGGAAUCGGAAGUGGAGGAGUUCUAAAAUGGACUAUUAUGACUGAGAUCCGUUGUCACGAUAAUAUAAUAUGUUACGGGUGUUUUACAGAAUCAAAUACAUUCCAUAUUAACUGUCUUACAGAUAAACAUAUAUUAACAUAGUUAUAACACUUGUUAAAUAAUUCAAAUAUAUUGGUUGUUGAGUUUUUGCUAA
Molecule: messenger RNA, 1822 nt
Organism: Nezara viridula (southern green stink bug)
Lineage: Eukaryota; Metazoa; Arthropoda; Insecta; Hemiptera; Pentatomidae
Source: the annotation of a GenBank genome assembly